This is a messenger RNA of Otolemur garnettii (small-eared galago), 438 nucleotides long. RefSeq names its product eukaryotic translation initiation factor 1A, Y-chromosomal-like. Lineage: Eukaryota; Metazoa; Chordata; Mammalia; Primates; Galagidae. Gene Ontology annotation, cellular component: cytoplasm. Gene Ontology annotation, biological process: translational initiation. The transcript has a single exon. Gene Ontology annotation, molecular function: translation initiation factor activity; RNA binding. Bases 1 to 438 code for a protein of 145 amino acids. The record is from RefSeq and is a predicted model, not a curated record.
AUGCCCAAGAAUAAAGGUAAAGAAGGUAAAAACAGAUGCGAGGGUAAGAAUGAGAAGGAGUCUGAAAAAGGAGAAUUGGUAUUGAAAGAAGAUUGGCAAGAGUAUGCUCAGGUAAUAAACAUGUUGGGAAAUGGACAAUUCAAAGCAGUGUGUUUUGACGGUGUAAAGAGGUUAGGCCAUAUCAGAGGAAAACUGAGAAAGAAGGUUUGGAUAAAGACCUCAGACAUCAUAUUGGUUGAUCACCGAGACUAUCAGGAUAACACAGCUGAUGUCAUCUUAGUGUACAAUGCAGAUGAAGCUAGAAGUCUGGAGGCCUAUGGUGAGCUUCCAGAACAUGCUAAAAUUAAUGAAACAGAUACAUUUGGCUCUGGAGAUGAUGAUGAAAUCCAAUUUGAUGAUAUUGGAGAUGAUGAUGAUGAACACAUUGAUGAUAUUUAA